Messenger RNA from Rhopalosiphum maidis (corn leaf aphid), 1074 nucleotides. RefSeq lists its product as uncharacterized. The record is from RefSeq and is a predicted model, not a curated record. The coding region runs from base 1 to 1074 and encodes 357 amino acids. Gene Ontology annotation, molecular function: nucleic acid binding. NCBI's taxonomy places the organism in Eukaryota, Metazoa, Arthropoda, Insecta, Hemiptera, Aphididae. The transcript is spliced from 3 exons.
AUGGACCAAGAACAAGCUGUAGGCAAGUCUCCAGUAAAAAAAAAUCCAUCAGGAAAGAGAGUAGAUUCUGGCAAGAGACAAAUAAUAAUCAAUGCGUACAAGUCAAAAAUGAAUUCCGAUCCAACAAAGUCUUUAAGAAUUAUCCGACAAGAACUUUCUAAAGAAUUGGGCAUUGGAGCAACGACAAUUUCGACCACAAUUACAGAAUACAACAACACUAAAAAAGUAAUAUCUCCUUGCAAAAAACGUGUUAAGACAUCCUUCCUCGAUACAUUUGAGGAGUUUGAGAGAAAUGUGGUUCGUAGGCAUGUACAUAGUUUUUGGUUCAAACGUGAAAUUCCUACGGUCGACAAAAUAUUUCAAGUAGUUUCCGAUGACGACUCUUUACCUAUUAUUUCAAGGACAAAUCUUUUUAGGCUUUUGAAAGAAAUGGAUUUUAAGUACAGCAAACGUAGUCGAAAUAGUGCACUGACUGAAAAAACCGAAAUUGGUCGACAUUUAUAUUAUCUGGACGAGACCUGGGUUAAUGCUGGUGAAUGUACCAGCAAAACAUGGAUCGAUACUACAAUUAAAUCACCCCGAGACGCAUUCCUACAAGGUCUGUCAACUGGUGCCGUAAAUCCUUCAGAAAAAGGUAAACGCCUUAUUGUCCUGAAUAUAGGUUCGGAAGAUGGGUUUGUCCCCGGCGCAUUGUUGUGCUUCGAAUCGAAAAAAAACACUAGAGAUUACCAUAACGAAAUGAAUGGGGAUACAUUUUACGAAUGGAUGGAGGGUGUACUGCCUCGUUUAAAAGAGAACUGUGUUAUCAUCAUGGACAAUGCGUCAUAUCAUUCUGUGAAGCUUGAUAAAGCACCUACGUCGCAAACCAAGAAAGGUGAUAUAAUAAAAUGGCUGGAGGAUAAAGGCGAGGUUAUAGACAGACCUAUGUGUAUACCACAACUUCUUCAAAUUGUGAAAAGGAUCAAGCCACAACACCAGAAAUACGUAAUUGACGAAUUGGCAAAAAAACAUAACCGUAAUAUACUAAGACUACCUCCAUAUCACUGUGAGCUCAAUCCAAUAGAGUUGGCUUAG